UGGAAGAUCAGGCAUGAUACCUUUGUAGUGUCCUGUAAAUAUUCCCCGGAUGGGAAAUACGUGGUCUCGGCCUUGGAUAUAGAUCAUGGAAUCUACAUAAUGGACGCAGAAAACAUCAGCAAUGUGACAUACAUUGAAGGCCAUCACAGAAGGUCGAUCAUGGCAUGCUGCUUUGACCCGGACAGCCAGAGGGUGGCUUCCGUCUCGUUGGACAGGUGCAUCAAGAUCUGGGAUGUCACCUCCCAGGCCACGCUGCUCACCAUCCCCAGGGCGCACGACAGCGGCAUCUCGAACUGCUGUUUUACCUUCAGUGGCCAUUUCCUGUGUACAGCCUCCUGGGAUAAGACCUUGAGAAUAUGGAACAUCUACACGGGGGACUUUCGAAACCGCGGCGCCUGUGUGACCCUGAUGCGGGGCCACGAAGGCUCCGUGAGCUCCUGCUGCUUUGCCAGAGACAGCUCUUUUCUCAUUUCCGGAGGCUUCGACAAGACCGUGGCCAUCUGGGACGUGGCAGAAGGCUACCGGAAGCUGUCCCUGAAGGGCCAUGAUGACUGGGUGAUGGAUGUUGCUGUCAGUAAUGACAAGAAAUGGAUUCUGUCUGCUUCAAAGGAUAGGACCAUGAGACUAUGGGAUAUUGAAGAAAUUGACCAAAUUCCUUUGGUAAUCAAGUACAAAAAGAGCAUGGGUUUAAAGGUGAAACAGUGUGAAGGAUGCGACAGGUCUUUCUCCACCUUCGAAAGCGACAGCUCUUCUGAAAUAUUCACCAAAUGUGUGUUCUGCCGGAGAGAGACCAGGGCCUCGGAGACUGCACUGUCAUCAGAGGGAGAGAGCCAGGAGGACUGACGGCCACUGGGCCCUUGCAGUGACCGGGACUGCAGCCGCCUGGCACGCAGGGUGCGGGACUCCGCAGGGACCCUUCUCCGGGGCCGCUCACCAGCUGAGUGGGUGAUCAGACCUGGGCAGGGACCACCCUGAGGCCCGGCUCCCAUCACCAGCCACCUCCUCAGCGCCACAGCGUCCUUGGGGGGUGAACACUUUUGGUUUUCAGAGUAAAUCUAGAGUCCUUUGGAAAA
Messenger RNA from Chinchilla lanigera (long-tailed chinchilla), 1073 nucleotides. RefSeq names its product WD repeat domain 88 (gene Wdr88). The record is from RefSeq and is a predicted model, not a curated record. Gene Ontology annotation, molecular function: protein binding. NCBI's taxonomy places the organism in Eukaryota, Metazoa, Chordata, Mammalia, Rodentia, Chinchillidae.